UAAGAUGUCUUGACAGAAGAACAGACUAUAAAUAUCGGCCAUAAUACCCGGCUGAUAGUUUCAAUCCAAUAUCAUCGUGUGUCACUUUAUCAAUUGCGCUACUGAUGCUGAUACUCUUUCUGAAAUGGCAAACUUAACCAAGAAACGCCAUGCUGAUAAUAAUCACAUGGAGGUAGAAACAAUUAAUGGUAUACAGGGAAAAGUAAAGCAGCAUACAGCUAAAAAAAGAGUAAAGAUUAUACAAGAUGGAGAACAAAGAAAAAUAUCAGUACCAGCACAUAGAUAUUCACCUCUAAAAGAAAAUUGGUUGAAAAUAUCUGCGCCUAUUGUUGAACAUUUAAAAUUACAAGUUCGCUUUAAUUUGAAAACUAGAAAUGUUGAAAUUAGAACAGCACCAGAAACUCCAGAUAUUGCUUACCUCCAAAAAGCAGCAGAUUUUGUGAAAGCAUUUAUUUAUGGAUUUGAGGUGGACGAUGCUUUAGCUUUACUACGUUUGGAUGACUUAUUUGUGGAAUCGUUUGAAAUACAAGAUGUUAGGCAACAAAUAAAGGGUGAUCAUCAGUCUAGAGCAAUCGGCAGAUUAGCAGGCAAGGGUGGAAGAACAAAAUUUACUAUUGAAAAUGUAACAAAAACGAGAAUUGUGCUAGCAGAUACGAAGAUACAUAUACUUGGUUCUUUUCAAAACAUACAAUUAGCCCGUAGAGCAAUAUGCAAUUUGAUUUUAGGUAGUCCACCUUCUAAGGUAUAUGGACAACUUAGAAACAUAGCUAGUAAGAUUUCAAAACAAUAUUAACGAUUAUCUAUGUUUGUAUCAUACAUGUACAUAUAUAAUCUUUUUUUUUUAUCAAGAAUGUGUUGACAAUAAAUGUGUUCUUUUUAACAACAGUUCCCUAUUGCACAUUGUCUGCAUUUACAAGCCAUAUUAUAUGAACGAUUCGGUAUAAUUGUAACUAUAAGAA
Messenger RNA from Camponotus floridanus (Florida carpenter ant), 959 nucleotides. Its product is annotated as RNA-binding protein pno1. Gene Ontology annotation, cellular component: nucleolus. Gene Ontology annotation, molecular function: RNA binding. NCBI's taxonomy places the organism in Eukaryota, Metazoa, Arthropoda, Insecta, Hymenoptera, Formicidae. Bases 125 to 793 code for a protein of 222 amino acids. The record is from RefSeq and is a predicted model, not a curated record. The transcript is spliced from 3 exons.